GGCAGUUCGCCUGAAUCACUAUUUUCUGGAAGCAUUGAUUCAUUGCUUAUCAACCAGGCUAAUAAUUCGGCGUCAUGGUCGUCAGCCCUGGCGCACCUCCAUCUUGGCAUCUCAAACUCGCCAAUUCCCAUCGCCAAGUCACCAAGCCCCAUUUCGCAGAUCCCCAUUUCAUUUUGUGCUGGCAAGCCUUUAUCGCCGAUGGGAUGUUCUGAAAAGGCGCAUUUUUCGUCCUACGUGGCGAGUGGUGCUCUUCCAAUCGGAAAGAGCGCCCAACUUAAGCGAAAGCGCCCAGGAUGUCACUAUCCUGUCUGCAAUGGCUUCAACAAGAACAGGAGACCGAAUAGAGCAAAGACAAAAAAACAUGGAAAAGUAGACGAGAGUCAACGCGCCGAGCUAAGCCUAUCGGUAAGGCAACAAUUAGAGUAUGCUUCACAAAUUCAACGGAGGCCUGCCAAGGCAGCAAAUGCUAGGCUGGUAAACUUGGCUGGUGUCCAGCUUCCGUCUGGGACCACUCCAAGUGACGAGGCAGCGUUGUUGAACUCCCCACGACAGUUGGACCCUCGGGAAAACGUUAUAAAGACUGCAAUGAAAUUUGAGGGACAGGAAUGUUGUUCACGAAAUUAUCCAUUUCCAGGCAAUAAAUCCACGGUAUUUUGUAUUGCCGAUCCAACAUUUUAUAAUGAUCUUAGAUUAAGUCUUAUUUUAACAUAA
Protopolystoma xenopodis is the source of this 711-nucleotide messenger RNA. NCBI's taxonomy places the organism in Eukaryota, Metazoa, Platyhelminthes, Monogenea, Polystomatidea, Polystomatidae. The record is from the annotation of a GenBank genome assembly.